Porites evermanni is the source of this 6853-nucleotide messenger RNA. Lineage: Eukaryota; Metazoa; Cnidaria; Anthozoa; Scleractinia; Poritidae. The record is from the annotation of a GenBank genome assembly.
AUGGGCACAACAUUUUCUGUCCUAAUGGUGUUCCUCUUAGAGCGAGUUGACUACACCUUGUUAAUAAGGCCUCGAUUGAAUUUUAAAACAAUUCUUUCGAAUUUUGCACAAGCUAACGAGGCCAGAAAGGCUAAUUAUCAUACAUAUAAAAGAAUUAUUUUAUAGGCCGCCAUUAUGAAAGAGGUCCAAAGUAUUCAUUUUCACUUUUACUUUUUACUAGUCCGAGUAGAGUCGGAUGUGCACAAGCCUAUAAAUAUUACGGACGUCCAGGACACAUUGAACACCGUAAAUGUGACGAAAAUCGUCACCCUGACAUUUGUUCGUUUAAGGAAACAAAGUCUGGAAAUCACGGACUGUUAUGUAACGCCGAGGUUUGUGGGUCGUCGAAUAUCACCAUAGGCUCUGUGAAUGCGGCAAUGGGCAAAGUCACUGACUGGAUUCCUACAUCUAAGGAGAUAAUAACUGGAACUGUGCAAGAAGCCGUAAAAACAAACCAAAAAAACGGCUUUGGCUUUCUGUACAUAAAGUGUGGGGAUAUUCUUCAGUCGCUCAUCUUUCCACCGAUCCUAAAGAAAGGCGAAAAUGACAGCGACAGAAACAACAUAAAUGUUAACGUGGUUGUGUUGGACUCUGUGGCAAGACCGCAUUUUUAUCGAAUUCUGCCGAGAUCAGUGGCGGUACUCCGCAGGAUUGCACAAGAUCCCGAUAUCAAGGCGACUGCGUUGGAUUUUGAAUUGUUCCAGAGUGUUGGUCAACAGACUUUUGACAACAUGAGGCCUUUUUUUUCUGGUGUUAUCAAAGGUAAGCGUUGCGGAGUGUCCAUAUCAUUCAGGCCCCGUUUAUAUGGAGAAAACCCGUCGCGGGUAAAUGGGUCUCUCGCCCAGCCGACCUACCCUGGGUGAGCCAACGUUUCAUACAUUUCCAUGCAGAAGGUUGAGAACGGUUUACAUGAGAAACAUUGAAAAAAAUGUUGGCUCCGCUAGAAGGGUGACCCGAAGCUCACCUUCUUUUUCGAUGGUAGGGUCACCCUGUUCUGUCGUGAAUUGUAAUACCUGUCGUAACUUGUAAUACCAGUUGUCGAGAAUUGUAAUAACCAAGUUAUCGUAAAUUGUAAUAACAGGUUGUCGUAAUUUAUAAUAAGCCUAACUGUCGUGAAUUGUAAUAACACAUUGUCGUAUUUUGUAAUAAGUCUUGAAAAUGAACAGUUAUUCACCAAAAAUACUCUCAGACAUAACGAAAUGAGGCUCGACAGGAAUCCCACAAUGCAGCUCAUCAUGAGCUCAUUGCUCACGGGCUAUUUCCAAGUUCCAAAACCUUUCUUGUGAUAAUGAGUUUUGUUUGCAUGACAAUAGAAAUCAUUUUCAUAUCAAUGACUAUGCACUUAGCCGUUUCUUGAGACAGAGGCUUGGAGCAACUCGUGAUUGGCCUAGAAAAUUUGAGCCCCCUUAGAGCUUGAGGACAGACUCUACAACAGUUUGAAAAUUUCACAAUUUACAAAAUGAGAUUUGUAUGGAAAACCACUCAAUCGCAACAGGGUGGCAGAGAUGUUUUUUCCCAUAAAGUUCCUACACUAUGCUAGUCGUUUUCUUCUUUUUGUUGACUUUUUGAGGUACGAGUAAUACAUAUAAAGUUCACUAACUGGAUGUAUAAAUACACGAAUGAUGCACAAGACGGACCGUGGACACUUUGCUUUACACAAAAAAUCUAACAAGUCUUUGCACUUAAUAUCCGAUUAAUAGCUCCGAUAGUUCAAUCCGUGGGAUUAACUCCAACCAAACUCUAAGCAAAGUCUACGUUACAGAAGGUUUUACCCAAGGAAUUUGGUGAGCACUGAGCAACAUAUCACAGUGGCGCCUUAUUCUUGGCUAAAUUAUCUAGUCUUGUUUAAAUUUAGUUCUCGCGGGGACUGCGGAACACCAGAGCACAGGGACUUUUUCGUGUUGAUAACUGAUAAGUCAUAUGCUUUUUUCUAAAAUGACGUCAUCAUUGAAAUCAUAAAUGUGUGGGAGAAAUACUUUAUUGCGUACUCUUUCGUGCUAGUUAAUUUCGUGUUUGUCGCGACUUUUGUCAUCAAAAUAAAACAAAAAUGGCAAAAGUCAGACAAACAUUUCAAAUUAGUCACACUGACGUCAAUUAUGCGCUGUGCUAUUUAUGCUGUUCGAACUGUCCCUAGCCUCCCACCCCCUCAGGUAGUUGCUCAGUAUGUCGGUUGGUUGACUGUUUCGAACAAGUUCACCAGGUGGUCGGUCAGGUGAUUAAGUCGUUGCCAUAAUCUUGGCUAAGUAAUGGCUGAAAUGUUUUUAAUUGACAAGAAAAUUACACUAGAUAAGCCCUUAAGAGGAAGUAUUACAAAAUACGAUAAAGCAUUAUAACAAUUCACGACAGCUAGCCUUAUUACAAAUUACGACAAGCUGUUAUUAUAAUUUACGAUAACCUGGUUAUUACAGUUCUCGACAACUGUUAUUACAAUUUACGAUAGGUAUUACAAAUUACGACAGGUAUUACAAUUCACGACAUUAUUACAAAUCACGACAGAACACGCCUUCCAUAUAAACUUUGGCUCGCCCAGCCGGGUCAACUCGUUCAAGGCGCAGAUCAUGCGCGGUCGUUUUUUUAGACAAUCAAAUAUUGAACGGUUGAACGACGUCUCCGGUCAAAUUUUUCAGCCGGUCGAAUUUCGUCCUGUGCCAAGUGAACGUAACCUAAAUAUCGUGACCUUAUAUUCCUCUAGAUGACAAUGAAAUCAGUGACAGAGCAAAGACCGCAAAGGACCCUCUGGGGGUAGAAGUGUUGUUUGGGGCCUUCAGUAAAUGGGGCUACCAGACCCUCUUCCAAGAAGACCUUUGUUGGUACGACUACUGGGGUAUUGGAUUGACAGACCUUCAAGUAAGAGGACGCCCUGAUGGAGAUUCUGAAUUUAAAGACAGGUACCGUACCUUUGUAAAUAUAUUACAUAAGCUUAGAGAGUAAAGUACCAAUGCUAUGACAACAGACCUGUAGAGAGAAUAGGGAACUUAAGCUGCGACGUUUUUGAGCGACGAACGUCAACCGGAAGUGAGCUUUUUUCUCUUUUAAUAUGCCAUGACGCUACCAAAUUUUUAUUGCUCAGUGUCUUUACUCUUAUCGAGACGAUUUGCCCAAGAAUUUGUUCCAAAUCACGGCCGAAGGGUACAAAAAGUCCACUUUCGUCGCUCAAAAACGUCGUUGAUUGACUCCCUGAUGGCGCCAUAGUAUUUAGCUCACUUAUAAAGAAAACGGUAUCUUUUUUAUAUUCAAAGGUUGAAACACAGUCAAACCCCGUUAAUACGGACACAGAGGGGGCCACAGAAAGUUUCUGUAUUAACGGGUGUCCGUAUUAAGUGGGAUCUGAUUGUAACUUAGUUGUUUGUUUGUUUGUUUGUUUUUUUUUUUCGAUUGUUAUCUCAGUGAGAAGUUGGAUUCAGUUUGUACUGUUAACGAUAGUUGUUUUGGUGCCUAUGUUGUGGGUGCUACUGAAAAAAAGAAUUGUAUCUAGAGCAUUAUUAAAGCGCUCAUAACGUAAAACAUGUUAUUUUCGUAAUAUCUAAAAGUAAACACUACUAAGAGAACUUCUGCCAAAAAUGUGAUUUGGAGAAACGUGAUUUUUUUGGCGAAUAUUUGAAGUCUUUUGUUUUAAGUGCUACCACUCAGGCCACCCAAGGCAUGACUAUCUAACUAAAUUUGCAUAUUUUGAUUAAAUGCUUUUUAGAACGGUUCGCCUCUAUCAAUGAUCCUGAAAAUUCGACUACUAAUGUAGCUUAAUGGCCUUAGCAUUAUGAGAUAUUUUAGAAGUUCAAUUUUUUGUCACGUGACUUAUAAUUGAGAAUUAACAGUCAAACUACCGAAAAUUCCGAAAAUAAGCCUCUCCAUGUAUAAGCCCAUCCAAAUAUAAGCCACCCAAGCCGGUAACGCAAAAAACCCUCCGUUAAAUCGCCCCUCCAAAUAUAAGCCCCCUCAAAUACAAAGUAAAACAAAGCAAAAACGGUAAAUUUAUUUUCAAAUAUAAGGCUAGCCCAAUCAAUUUUGAAACGUAAAUUUCCCUCCGUAGAUAAGCCCCUCCGAAUAUAAGCCCCUCUAAAAGAGCCUUUGAAAAAUAUAAGCCCCGGGGGUUAUUUUCGGAAUUUUACGGUAUUUACUCUAAAAUGGGGAAAGGAUAAUGAAAGAGCAAAAAGUUCUUUUACGUAUAUUUCAGAGGCUAUUAUGUAUGUGUGUUUACGUCAUAUAGGAAUCGGUAAAUAAAGGGAAAAGGGUCACGUGACUUGUCAAUUAGUUAAUAAAUAGCUAAUAGGAUAAAUAACAUUUCCAAUCAUACAAGGCGAAUUUACGAUUUUCACUGUUUAUGUAACAUUUUGGUGGUGAAAAUUCCUAAGAGUAAGGUUAACAACCCUUCCCCGUUUAGGAAAACUUGUUUUGUGACGUCAUUGACGAAGCAAUGUUACGUGUUAUUUGAAAUCACGUUUUACGUGUUUUUCUCAUUGAGCCACAUUUGUAGUUCACUUUUCAGGAUCACCGAUGGAAGCAAACCGGUUAAAGUAGUAUUUUACAAAAUAUGUAUAUUUAAUAAGGUAGUCAUACCUGAAGUGGCCUGAGCAUGACAAAAAAAUUCUAUUCGGUUACAGGUGGAGUGAAUUCCAAAAUCGAGUGAGUACAAAGCAUAUUGACGACUUUGGCCUGUCACAUUUUUCCUGCACAGUAUUUAAAAAAUACAGCAUGACAAACCAUUACGAGACUCCACCCCAGGUUUGUCUAAACGGAGAGUUUUACAGUCAGUAUUUCCUGGAUUACAUAACUAAAGUAUACGCCGCCAUGAACAAAGACAAAAAGGCCAAAUCAAUGCUGUCCUUCAUGCACUUCAACACUGGACACGAGUAUACCGGGGUACGAAUGAUCAACAUGGAUGCUAACUUGGCAAAGUUCUUGAAUAAUAUAGUUCAGAGUCCGGACACUCUUACUGUGAUAUUUUCCGACCAUGGCAACAGGAAUACUCAGUAUAGUUAUACUGACGAAGGGAGAAGAGAGACUUUUGAUCCGAUUCUGUUUAUGAUAAUUCCAGACCGAGUGGCUGAAAAGCUCGGCCAUCAGCGAAUGACGGCCCUGGUUGAAAACCAAAAGCGUCUAUUUACGUUGCUGGACCUACAUAGAGCACUUGUGUCUUUAAACCAUCCUAAACUAAUGAACUCCCAGAACUCCACUGCAGUAGGGAUAUUUUCUGUUUUACCAGCAAACCGCACAUGUGCAGAUUUGCAGUUGAUGCCGCUGACCAGGUGCAAGUGUGAAGGGUUCGACGAUUAUAGUCGGGCUGAAGACAACUCAAAAAACCACAAAUGGCUAGCAGAGUUUGCACUCGGAACCUUAAAUGAUGCCAUACAGACACAACAUUUAGGAGGUACAUGUAAUAGUGAGCUCAUUUAGGAAGCAACUACCACGACGAGGUCAGGGCAACGUCACUAAAAAGUAAAUUCCAUUCUUCAAACUCGUCAUCAUUCUGUCCGUGACAUUUUCCAUUUUCCUACAGAUUAAUUGUUAAGGGAGGGCAUUAAAGUUUUAAAAGACGAAGGAAAAUUCUUUGUGGUGUAAUUACGUCCGUUAUUAAACGUCUAACUAGCAAAUUUCAUUCGUAGUUGGGCGGAGGAAACCAAAAAAAAAACAAAAGUGUGAUGGACUGGCAAAUCUUGUUUGCCGGAAAAAAAAUUUGACGUUACAGCCUCUUAUUGAUUUAGAAAGCGCCCAAGGUUAUUCACUUAACUCAUGGAAAUCGCCAAAUUGUUUUGAAGCUCAAAGAAAACAAUCUUUACGGUGGGGCGAGCAAAUUGUAAGACAUUUUCUACUUGCAGUGGUCAUAAAAGACACCGUGAUCCGGUCUAAAACAGUAAUAACGUGCGAACGUGCCUACCGCCGAAUAUUAGGGAGUUUAUAUUAGCAAAGGCGUUUUUGAAUUUUGAUUGAAGUACGUCAACCGGAAUUGAGGCGUUUUCCCCUUUAAUAUAUCUUAAAGCUACCAAAUUCAUAAUACUUAACAUGUUCGCUGUUAUAGAGACUACUUCCGGUUAAAGGACACUUCCGGUUGACGUGUGUCGCUCAAAACAUCUUUCCUAAAACUCGGUAUUAACUAUUCAACGAGUUGUUUCGUACGUUUUUUACAGGUGCUGGUGAAGUUGUAACUUCAUCCCAAAGGUAUGGCUAUGGAAACUGUCAGCGCUUGGUGGGGAAAUCAUUUACUAAUAUUUUGCAACGUUUCCAAGGAGACUACAUCUUGACGACAAUGGAUCUCCACGUGGUCCCUCCAGCUGGUUUUACAGAAGACGAAGUCUUUAAAGUUUCUUUGAAAAACUAUGCAAAGCCGGAAGACGAAGUUUGGUUGACAAGUUAUACUCGGCAGUCCAAAUAUAGCAAGUUUGAGGCAUGCGCAGACAAGUCAGUUGACGUUAGACUUUGCGCAUGCGCUAUUGAUCAAACUAAUCUUGCUGAAUCAGUCAGCAAUGGUGUUUCAAGUAAAAUUUUUGGUUCGGACACCGUUGUAAAAGACCUCCACUCAGGAUGUCUUUUGUUUCUGAGACGGGAUCACGGAUUAACCUCUUUAGCGUUGGAAGUAGCAAACGUAUGCUACAAUAGCACUUACAAAUUUAAACUGGACGGUGGAGGAUCAGAGAGACUGUUUUCUAAAACCCUUCCCAUAAAUGUUGAAUUGCUACCCAGGACAUUUUAUUUUCUAACAUCCAUUACGAAGUAUGCGUCGAAAUUCACCUAUCAAUUACAUUUUACAGCAAGUGUAGAAGUUAAAAAUGACAAUUCUGAAGAUUUUAUAAACUUGGGAGAACAUGAUGUGUCGGAGUAA